AAAAUGGAUCCUUUCAUAUUAGAGAUGGAACUAUAUCACAAGUCGCCUCGAUGAAUCUAUCUUCCUUUUUGCCUCUGUACACGGAUCCCCCAGAACCAAUCCGGACAACAUCGAGCCCCAAAUUUGCCACGUCAUUGGGAUGCAACCUGCCAUGAGUCAGGCAAGAGUCUUGGUGACCAACGUGCAAGCUCAAGGACCACCCAAAGCUAACCAGAAACACCGAGCAGCCAACGAAAUGUCCCAUAAUCAGCAAAAGGAGGAACAAAUUGGAAGUUGUUCGGUUUCAUUUGUUUUUCUAAUCUUUGGUGUU
Messenger RNA from Linum tenue, 310 nucleotides. NCBI's taxonomy places the organism in Eukaryota, Viridiplantae, Streptophyta, Magnoliopsida, Malpighiales, Linaceae. The record is from the annotation of a GenBank genome assembly.